GAUCCAUCCCGGAUGUCGGUCGUGAUCUUUCAUCUCACUUGGUUUUUUUCUCGAUUCAUUUUUUUUGUUUAGGUUUCCUUGAUUAAACGACAAGUAUGGGACCCUUCCGGUAGGACUAUGAUGUUAUUUCAAAACUUCUGGAGUUGCAUGAUCUACCCGGAGAAAAUAGUUUCUCCGAAAUUGCCUCCAGAGAUGAGGUCCGUUAUAUAGACGAAACACAUCCGUUAGCUGCCUCGGAGACCCCGCCAAUCACUGGUAGGCUACGUUACGUUUUAUUUAUUCGAUGAGAGAAGGAUUGCCACAAAGCUGUCUCAAAGUUCUACCUCUCAGGAACGGUGAGCUUUUCGUUCUGUUAUAUAGGCUACAUAUUGAGUCGCAGACGUCUUCAAUAUCUAAUUUCAAACAAGCCUCCGCGCUUCGUGCGUGCCUGAAGCUUUUCAUCGUUUUAACUUGAAGGUCCAACUUUUCUUGAGGAGCAAGUUGUUGACUUUGUGAAAUGCAGUUGUCGGAUGAGAAAUAGCUGAUGGCAGCACGUCCCGUUGGAACAAGCACGCGUGAAAUAGGGGUUGUUGCGUAAUACCGUGCGCAAACGUGAGCUGUAAUUUUUUGGUAAAACAUUUGGCCCAAAGAAACCGGACGGUUCAGUGUUUUGGACUCUGGAGUUUAACAUGAAUUAAACUUGGAUAAAAUACAAAGAAUGCAUUUGGGCGAAGUGAUUGAGCUCCGUGACCUUCGGCUGGACACAGACCCGAUAGAGCUGACCAGCCCAUGGGUUCGGUCACCUUCACGACUGGAGAGGACCAAUGCGCUUAGAAUCAGCCCAGGAAAGGUGCCAGAACUACUUAACCGAGCGGGCAUUAUCCGGAUUCUUGGUGAAUCCCAGGAUCCUCGGCUGAAGGAGGAGUUGGGUGAGGGGCACAACUUCCAGCCCUGCAGUCACGCUCAGCCCACUUGGUGUGACCUGUGCGGAGAUUUCAUUUGGGGACUUUACAAGCAGAGCCUGCGCUGUGCCAACUGUAGGUUCACGUGUCACCGACGCUGCCGCACCCACAUCCAGUUGGACUGCAGCUGGGACCAGGGGGGCACGCGGCGCUCGCCCACACUGUUGGAGCACACCAUAGAAGAAAACGACACAAAUGUGGAUGAACCGGUUGAAUCGAGGAAACAGGAAUGGUCCGUUGCAGAGAUUCAGCACAAGGUGAAGGAGUACAAUUCUCUGAUCCACAGCAACCUGUUCAUGAACACAAACCGAGAUGGUUCCUACACUGGCUUCGUGAAGGUGCAGUUCAAGCUGGCUCGCCCCGUCUCGGUCCCACCUCCCAGAAAGGGGCCUGCGAGACAGGAAGCCGGAGGGAAGAAAGCCACUGGAGUCAAGCGCCGCACAUCCUUCUACCUGCCCAAGGACACGUGCAAGCAUCUGCACAUCAGCUCCCACACGUCUGCCCGCGAAGUCAUCGAGGCUCUGCUGAAGAAGUUCACGGUGGUGGACAACCCUGCCAAGUUCGCCCUGUUUGAGCGCAGGGAACGUCACGAGCAAGUGUACCUCCGCAAGAUAUCGGACGACGAGCGUCCGCUCCGCCUGCGCCUGGCGACCGGACCUGACGAGAAGCUGCUCAGCUUCGUGCUGAAGGAGAACGAGACCGGAGAGGUCAAUUGGCACGCCUUCUCCAUGCCGGAGCUGAAGAACUUCCUGCGUAUCCUGCAACGAGAGGAGGAGGAGCACGUGAAGCAAAUCAUGCAGCGCUACACUUUAGCGAGGACCAGGCUGCAGGAGGCCCUGCCGGGUUCCAGCCCGGGAUGAGAGAGGCAUGUUGGGCCACGAGGCAUCCCUGGGAACCCGAACCUACGCAUCCCUCUGUAAGAGGAGAAUGAAUGAGAGCAUUGAGGCCGCAUAAGCUAGAGCUAGCGCGAAUGUGCGUGUGAAAUGCUGCGAGAGAGAGAGAAAGAAAAAGUGUCUUACACCCGGCGCAAGUCUGAUGUGCGUGUGAAAUGCUGAGAGAGAGAGAGAGAGAGAGAGUGUCUUACACCUGGCGCGAAUCUGAUGUGCCUGGGAGAAUGAGAGAUGAAAACAUGAGAAACUGUGACUGAAGUUUGGUUUUUAAACCAGUAAUGUCUUCCGAUAUUGGGUGCGGUCGGAUAAUCCAAAAUACCUACGCUCUGACUUAACUUUGUAUAGGAUGUCGCCGGUGGGAUUUCAUUUAAAUGGUAAAAUUCCCUGCGACCCUUUGUUGAUUCAGUGCUGUAAUUCCUUCAAAUGUGUAGUUCACAUCUAACAUUGAAAUGCAUUUUACCAGAUGUAUUCGAAAGAUGCAGCUGCUAUCAAAAGCAGGAAUAUAUUGAGUGGUUCUAUCAAUUUGCUUUCAUUUGACAAAUUGGCAGAUUUAGAACUCCAUUCAUGUUUCUGUGAAGCAAGGUACAGCUUGAGCUGAAAGGUAUAUGGAUUUUCACCUGACCCAAGCCAGUUUUUCAUUAAUUUCCGGCACACCACACACUUUAGUGGGUGAUACUUUUUACUGUCCCUUACUGAGUGAGUAUGACUGACAUGUGGACAUUGUUAUUGUGAAAAAGAAGUGUCAAAAAGGCUUUGUUUGACUGGAAUAUGUCUGAAUGUUUUAUAAAUGUUUGUCUGAAAAUUUGACGUGUCAAUCAGUUUUGUCCAAUAUAUAUAUUUCUAAGAAGCUCUACAAAAAUAGGUUCAUUGAGUUUAUCCCAUAUUUGUUCAGCUUUUAGUUCUCUCCUAGCUGAGUGUCAGGUGUCCCUGAGCAAGACACCUAACCCUAAUGCUUCCAACGAGCAGGCUGUCUCCUUGCAUGGUUGAUUCAGCCGUCGGUGUGAGUGCGUGUAUGAACCUUGGUAAGUCGCUUUGGAUAAAAGCGUCAGCUUAAUGCCCUGAAUCUAGAUGUAUAUGAAGACAUUGUUGAAAACUGCAUUAUUGUUAAAAAAUGUUUGGUUGAGGGACGUUACUUAAUGUAUAAUGACACGUGGGUCCUGAGGCUAGACCAGCUGAGAACCACUAAAUUACCAGUCAAUGCUUUCUCCAUGUCAUUGUAGGAACUGUAGUAGGCUGCCUCCUGCCGGCCCAGUCGCAGCUGUCAGAUAUCUGCCUUCUAGGUCACAUGACCCUUUCUGCUGGGAUAUCUAGAAGCCGUUUCCAGCUACUGGAACCCUAGCUUCCUUGUGCACCUAUAGCGUAGGCAAUGUAUUUUGAUGCUGGAUAAAGCAGGUUUGUAAACAAUCCGGUCCACAACACUCGCCCUGUAUCGCAGAGGAAAACGGCUCAGCCUGAACUGGAGACUAUGAAUCUUCGAUGAAGAUGGGAGGAAGUACGUCCAAAGCCAAAGGCGUCUGGCCUUUUUCAGGCUCAGGGGUUGGAGGUGAUUCAUCCAGUGAUGUUAGCGAACAGUCCGUGGCUCGACUCAAAGGCUCCAGAAGUGCCACACCUUUUGUAUUCACGAGGAGAAGUUCCUUGUACUUCGAUGAGGAUGGAGAUCUGGCACAUGAGUUCUAUGAAGAGACUGUUGUGACAAAAAAUGGCAGGAGGAAGUCCAAGCUGAAGAGAAUUCAGAAGAAUCUCAUUCCUCAGGGAGUUGUGAGGCUGGACCACCCCCGUAUUCAUGCAGACUUUCCUGUUAUUCUCUGUGAAGUGUGAGUCACAGCAGGUCUUUCCACCAUGUAGGAUACCCACAGACGUGCUAGUCUAUCUGCUGUUAUGAAUGCUUGUGAGGAGCCACUGGCCAGUUGUUUUGGCUGAAGUAUUUUCGUCAGACCACAGUUUUGGCUCUGCUAGGCAAGAAUGUGGACUUGCGAAGAUGGAACGAGGCCUAGCGAAUAUAAAAGUCAGCUGACAAAAAUGCAAUGUGAACGUAUACACUGCAAAAUGUGAAGGUAGUUGAGCAUGGUGACAUUCUCAAUUUUACAAAUCUGUUAACUUGCGUCUUUUUCUUUUUUUUUAAUGACCCAACACUUUGGCAACCAGUAUGCAAACAUCAAGUAAAGAUGUGCUUCACCUGUUAUACGUUUGCAACAUGAGAAUAUCGUAGAUGUGAAAAGGUUUUAACCUCUGUGUAAUGUAGCAAAGGGUGUUAGCGUGUGACUGUCUGUUAUGUGUACUUGUGUACAUAUAGGUUUGUGCGAGUGAAAGAAUGAGGGGUGAAAUUAUGAAGUUGUGCUAGGAAUAUGCGUUGUGAUAUUCUUUGUAUAUAAAGUCACAUCCUUGUAAUAUAUUGUCAUGUGUCACGUCUGUUGUUUGGGCUCAGACCUACACUAGUGAUAUGAUGUAAAUAAUUUAGAGUUUGGAAGACUUGAAUAAAUGCUUUACUCGGA
This is a messenger RNA of Gadus morhua (Atlantic cod), 4323 nucleotides long. Its product is annotated as ras association domain-containing protein 1. The transcript is spliced from 9 exons. The record is from RefSeq and is a predicted model, not a curated record. Gene Ontology annotation, cellular component: nucleus; microtubule cytoskeleton. Gene Ontology annotation, biological process: Ras protein signal transduction. Bases 698 to 1801 code for a protein of 367 amino acids. NCBI's taxonomy places the organism in Eukaryota, Metazoa, Chordata, Actinopteri, Gadiformes, Gadidae.